AUGGCUAGCGGAUGGAAAGCAGAUGAAGUUUUUGGAGGCGUCAUGUCCUAUACUUAUGACGACAUAAUAUGUAUGCCUGGAUAUAUUGAUUUUGCUUUAAGUGAUAUAGAUUUAACAAAUAAUUUGACAGAUGAUAUAACACUAAAAACACCUGUAAUAUCUUCUCCUAUGGAUACAGUAACAGGACAUAAGAUGUCUAUAGCUUUAGCUUUAAGUGGUGGCUUAGGUGUGAUUCAUAAUAAUAUGAGUAUAGAAAAGCAAAUAGAAGAAGUGAAAAAGGUAAAGAGAUUUGAGAAUGGUUUUAUUUUUGAUCCUUAUACGUUUUCACCUGAAAAUACUGUAGCAGAUGUAUUGGAAACAAAAAAUCGUGUUGGUUAUAAAUCAUAUCCUAUAACAGUAGAUGGUAAAGUAGGUUCUAAAUUAGUUGGCAUAAUAACAGGUGUUGAUUAUCUUUAUUUAACAAAUAAAAAUAUGAAGAUAGGUGAUAUUAUGACAACUGAUGUUGUUACAGGAAAUUAUCCUAUAAAUUUAUCUGAUGCUAAUAAAGUACUAUGUGAAGAAAAAAAAAGUGUUCUUCCUAUAGUUAAUAAAAAUUAUGAACUUAUAGCUUUAGUAUGUCGAAAUGAUAUGCAUAAAAAUAGAAUAUUUCCGCAUGCAUCUAAGAGUCAAAAUAAACAAUUAAUUGUAGGUGCAUCUAUAUCAACAAGAGAACAUGAUUUAGAAAGAGCAAAUCAAUUAAUAAAAAAUAUGAUUGAUGUUAUAUGUAUAGAUUCAUCACAAGGAAAUAGUAUAUAUCAAAUAGAUACUAUUAAAAAAAUUAAAUCGGUUCAUCCAGAUAUUCCAAUUAUUGCAGGUAAUGUUGUUACUUCACAACAAGCAAAAAAUUUAAUAGAUGCAGGUGCAAAUGUAUUACGUAUUGGUAUGGGAAGUGGUUCUAUAUGUACAACUCAAGAUGUAUGUGCUGUAGGUAGAGCACAAGGAACAGCUGUUUAUCAUGUAAGUAAGUAUGCUCAUACAAGAAAUAUCAAAACUAUUGCUGAUGGAGGUAUAAAAAAUUCUGGUAAUAUUGUAAAAGCUUUAUCAUUAGGAGCAGAUUUUGUCAUGUUAGGUAAUUUAUUAGCAGCAACUGAAGAAAGUUGUAGUGAAUAUUAUUUUGAAAAUAAUGUUCGUUUAAAAAUAUAUAGAGGUAUGGGUAGUAUGGAAGCUAUGUAUAAUAAAGGAUUCAAUUCAAAAAGUAGAUAUCUAGUUGAUGAAAGAAAAAAUGAAUAUACAGAUGAAAAUAUUGAUGAAAUAAAAGUUUCUCAAGGAGUCUCAGCUAGUCUAGUAGAUAAAGGAUCUGUUCUUAAUUUAAUUCCACAUUUAUUUAAAGCAGUAAAACAUGGAUUUCAAAGUAUGGGUAUAAAAACUAUUCCAGAAUUACAUUCGAAAUUAUAUUCUGGUGAUGUAAGAUUUGAUGUUAGAUCUUUUAAUACAAUUAAAGAGGGUAAAGUCAGUGAUAAUCUAAUAUUCAAUAACAAAAAGUUUACUUCAUAA
Messenger RNA from Plasmodium adleri (nom. inval.), 1533 nucleotides. Its product is annotated as inosine-5'-monophosphate dehydrogenase. Gene Ontology annotation, cellular component: cytoplasm. NCBI's taxonomy places the organism in Eukaryota, Apicomplexa, Aconoidasida, Haemosporida, Plasmodiidae. The transcript has a single exon. The record is from RefSeq and is a predicted model, not a curated record. Gene Ontology annotation, biological process: GTP biosynthetic process. Bases 1 to 1533 code for a protein of 510 amino acids. Gene Ontology annotation, molecular function: IMP dehydrogenase activity.